AUGAAUGAUUUAUAUGAUGGUUUGCCUCCUGCAUCAUCUCAAAGUAAUUUCCAAGAAUGUUCACUUAUUAAAUUAGACUGGAACAUAGUCGAAGAAAACUCUGAGAUAUAUAAAAUAAAUAGUGAAUCACCAGAUAAUAUCACCAUAUAUAAGGAAUCUUUAAAUAACGACUGCAAAAUACCUAAAGAGGAUACUAGUGAACAAUAUAUAGAUAAAACUGAUCUUAUAAAUAUUACUCCUAGUACAGAGUAUGAUCCAACAGUACCAAAUAUUUACGAUGAUAUAGCUCAAAGGAGUAACGAAAUAAAAUCUAGUUAUAUUAUUAAUAAUAACAAUAUAAAUUCUUCUAUGUCAAUUGGUCAGAAAUUAAUGGAACGAAUGGGAUGGAAACAGGGACAAGGUCUUGGAAAAGAUGAACAGGGUAUAACAGUCCCACUUAUAGCUAAGAAGUUGAAUAAGCAAAGUGGUAUCAUUAUAUGUGACACAAAAACAAAAUAA
Cryptosporidium muris RN66 is the source of this 498-nucleotide messenger RNA. RefSeq names its product G-patch domain-containing protein. The coding region runs from base 1 to 498 and encodes 165 amino acids. Gene Ontology annotation, molecular function: nucleic acid binding. The transcript has a single exon. Gene Ontology annotation, cellular component: precatalytic spliceosome. Lineage: Eukaryota; Apicomplexa; Conoidasida; Eucoccidiorida; Cryptosporidiidae. Gene Ontology annotation, biological process: mRNA cis splicing, via spliceosome. The record is from RefSeq and is a predicted model, not a curated record.